Olea europaea var. sylvestris is the source of this 3236-nucleotide messenger RNA. RefSeq names its product auxin response factor 4. The record is from RefSeq and is a predicted model, not a curated record. Gene Ontology annotation, biological process: response to hormone; regulation of DNA-templated transcription. Gene Ontology annotation, molecular function: DNA binding; protein binding. The coding region runs from base 572 to 2968 and encodes 798 amino acids. Lineage: Eukaryota; Viridiplantae; Streptophyta; Magnoliopsida; Lamiales; Oleaceae. The transcript is spliced from 12 exons. Gene Ontology annotation, cellular component: nucleus.
CUGUCUUUAACUUGUCCCCUCCACUUAACACAGUUUGUGCUAUCUAUCUCUCUCACACACACAAAUACAACGUGUGUGCAACAGUCUUGAGUCCAAAAGGGACAUUAGCACAUUGGCCUCUUUUGCCUUUUGUUUCAGUUUUUUCUAUGCUAUUGUCCGUGUCUGCUCAGAACUGCAAAAUGGGGGAAGAAUCAUAUUUUGAAUUUCUUGUUAUUAUUUGAUGCUCUCUGUCUUCUUCUUCUCAUGGUUUGAUACACCACACUUAAAAUAUGAAUUUUCUGUUAAUUUUUGUUGAAAUCCUUUUAAGGUCUUACGGUUUCUUGAAUUAAAGACACAACCUUUACUGAUUUCUUGGCCACUAUUGGAGUCCUUUUCUUCACUAUUCUGAGUUUUUAAUGUUUCUUGGUACACAAUAAUUCUUCCAAAAACCACUUGAUUACUUCCAGAACCAACUUAAAUGCUUUUUGCCUCUUUCACUGGGUAGUGGGUUGGCUACUUUUUGUUUCUUGUGGUGGUGUAAUGCUAUAUAGUUCUUAGAAUAAAAAAACAAGCUCCACCUCUUGGGGGAUUAAUGGAAAUUGAUCUGAACCUUGCAGUGGGUGAGGUGGAGAAAAAUGCAUGUAACAAUGGAGGAGAAUGUGACAAAUUGGGAGGUAGUAGUUGUGUUUAUUGCUCUUUGUCUACUUCUACUUCCUCAUGCUCUUCAAAUGCUGCAUCUGCGUCUCCUUCCUCUCCUUGUUCAGUAUCAAUCUAUAUGGAGCUGUGGCAUGCCUGUGCUGGCCCUCUCACAACCUUGCCCAAGAAAGGGAAUUUAGUGGUAUAUUUCCCUCAAGGCCAUUUGGAGCAAGUUGCUUCAAGGGAUAUGCCCAAUUUUGAUCUCCCUCCCCAGAUCUUUUGUAGGGUUCUUGAUGUACAACUACUUGCUAAUAGGGAAAAUGAUGAGGUCUAUACUCAGCUGACACUACUCCCUCUACCAGAGGUACGAUUUCUAAUUGGAGCAAAAUUAGAUGACAAAGAGAUUGAAAGGAUAGGGGUCCAUGAAGAUGGGGAAGGAGUUACGCCUGCAAAAUCGACCUCCCACAUGUUCUGCAAGACUCUUACUGCUUCUGACACCAGUACGCAUGGUGGAUUUUCAGUUCCGCGUAGGGCUGCUGAAGAUUGUUUCCCACCUCUGGAUUAUAAAGAGCAGAGGCCCUCCCAGGAGCUUAUCGCUAAAGACCUACAUGGCAUUGAAUGGAAAUUCCGUCACAUUUACAGAGGCCAGCCAAGGCGACAUUUGCUUACUACUGGAUGGAGUAUUUUUGUUAGCCAAAAGAAUCUAGUAUCGGGGGAUGCAGUUCUCUUUCUGAGGGGAGAAGGUGGAGAGCUAAGGUUGGGAAUUAGAAGAGCUGCUCGACCUAGAAAUGGGCUACCUGAUUCAGUUAUUAAAAAUCACAGUAGUUAUCCCAAUGUUCUCUCUUCAGUAGCUAAUGCUUUGUCAAGCAAGAGCGCAUUCCAGGUGUUCUAUAGUCCAAGGGCAAGUCAUGCUGAUUUUAUAGUCCCAUAUCAAAAGUACGUGAAGAGCACUGCCAGUCAUUUACCUAUCGGGACAAGAUUCAAAAUGAAAUUUGAUUUAGAUGAUUCUUCGGAGAGAAGAUUCUGUGGAGUGGUGACUGGAGUUGGUGAUGUGGACUCCUAUAGAUGGCCAAACUCGAAAUGGAGAUGCUUGAUGGUUCAAUGGGACGAGGAUAUCAUGAGUAAUCAUCAGGAUCGAGUUUCUCCAUGGGACAUUGAUUUCUCAGUUCCUUUCCCACCCCUGAGCAUUCAUUCAUCUCCAAGAAUGAAGAAAAUGCGAUCAAGUCUGCCAGUGACCCCACAUGACAGCCGAAUCACAGCAGGAGGGAAUUCCCUUUUGGACUUUGAGGAGUCUGUUAGAUCCUCUAAGGUCUUGCAAGGUCAAGAAAAUGUAGGUUUUGUAUCACCUCUCUUUGGACGUGAUAGGAUAAACCGCCAGCUGGAUUUUGAGAUGCAACCUGCAGUACGUCAAAAUCCUGUAUCAAAUGUCACAGAAAAGCCUAAUUAUAGUGAGUUUGUGAAGAAUCAUGCUCCUGCAACCUAUACUGGCUCUACGGAAACGAAUUGGUUUCCAAAGGUCUUGCAAGGUCAAGAAAUUUGCUCAUUGAGAUCCCUAGCUGGGAAAAAUGAUUUUAGCGUUGGUGCGUGGCCAAAACCUGAUUUUGGUCGUAAUGCUUACAACGCGUAUCAAACGCCCAGACCCAAUUUAUAUCCUCUAGCUUCUGAAGGUGCUAGAAACAUAUUUUUUCCUUGCAAUGGGAUCUACAGAGCUGACCCAGAUCCUCUAAUGCUAUCCUAUGUGUCAGACGUUCAAAGAGAAAGCCGUGUGUUAAAUUCCACUUCCAUCGGAAAUGCUGCUACAGUUGAUAUGGGUAAGGUGCCAAGUCUCGCAAACCAGCCGAGGCCACUGGAGAAGUCAUCCACAUCUACCACUGCGCAGGAACAUUUCAUUAAUACUAGUGAGGCCGUCUUGAAGGGAAAAGCGCCCGCCUUUAAACUAUUUGGGUCUUCUUUGACCGAGGAUAUUUCUUCGCUUAAUUCACUGGGUUCAAAUAAGAGGAGCUGCACAAAAGUUCACAAGCAAGGCAACUUGGUGGGGAGAGCCAUUGAUCUCUCGAGACUACAUGGCUAUGAUGACCUGCUGACUGAACUGGAGAGGCUAUUUAGCAUGGAAGGCCUCUUGCAGGAUCCUGAAAAAGGAUGGCGUAUAUUGUACACUGACAGUGAGAAUGACAUGAUGGUUGUUGGUGAUGAUCCAUGGCGUGACUUUGUUGAAGUGGUGUCUAAGAUCCAUAUAUAUACACAAGAGGAAGUGGAGAAAAUGACCAUUGGAAUGAUCAGUGAUGACACUCAAAGCUGUUUGGAAGAAAUGCCCCCAGUAACAGACGUGUCAAAGUCAUCUUCCGUUGGCUAGCCUGAUUCCUCAUCGACUGUGAUCAUGAUGUAAAUCUCAGGUUGUUUGACUAUCAUCCUAGCAGUACUGUUAUCUACUACUUGACAAACUUGGUUGUGUUUCUUAAGUGUUUGGGAUUGUAAGCUUAACUAUCUUUCGCCCUGCUGGACAUGAUACUAUGAUGUUGGAAAACGACAUGAAUAUUAUAUAAUAAAGGUCCAAUGUCUAUGCACUUAACGCCUUCUUUUACAACUUUUAAGACUUGGGCCACUCUUGUUUUCUGUGUCAA